AUUAUAUUCCACUUCCAAUGCCUCAGCAGUGAAGCAGCUUCACAACUACAACUCCAUUACACCCAUACCACUCGAUGCGCAGCCUCCUACGCCUAUCGAAACGUACACACAUCCCACCACCACGAACCCACCCACCCAACCUCUCAAUCAACACACGAAUCAACCCCUCACCCCUCCAAAAAAUGAACUCCUCCACCGACACCCCCUCCACCUCCACCACAACCACCACCCCCCAAAAACGCAUCUUUGCACCCGCAACCGGCAUCUCCCCAAACACGCCCAACACCGCCCCACAAGCAGCCCAAUACACCCAAUCCACCCUCUCCCUCACCUCCCUCUCCGCCGACCCCCUCGCCCAAUUCCACACCUGGUUCGAGCACGCCCAGUCCCACGCCGUCCACCAGCCCGAAACCGUCACGCUAGCCACCGCCUCCCUGCCCUCAGGCGCGGUAAGCGCACGCAUGGUCUACCUCAAAGAACUCGACUCGCGCGGCUUCGUGGUGUACAGCAACUGGGCUACCUCGCGCAAGGCGGCGGACGUGGCGAGUAACCCGCAGGCCAGCCUCGUGUUUUGGUGGCGCGAGGUGGAGAGGCAGGUGCGUGUGGAGGGCCCGACGGAGCGGUUGACGAGGGAGGAGAGUCAGGUUUAUUUUGAUACGCGGGUGCGGGGGAGUCGGGUUGGGGCGUGGGCGAGUGCGCAGAGUGAGGUACUGGGUGGGGGGAGGGAGGAGUUGGAGGGAAGGGUCCGGGAGGUGGAGGAGCGGUUUGAGGGCUGUGACCGGAUUCCGGUGCCGGAGUUUUGGGGCGGUUUGAGGGUUGUGCCGCGCAUGGUGGAGUUUUGGCAGGGGAGGGAGAGUCGGUUGCAUGAUCGGUUUCGGUAUGUGAGGGAGAGUGAGGAGGGGGAGUGGAAGGUUGAGAGGUUGAGUCCGUGAGUGGGGAGAAUGGGGGGAGAGAUGAUAUAUGUGCUGGUUUGGGCACAUGGUAAGAUGGGUUUGCUGAAUCUAUGGAGUGUUCUGCACGAUUCACACUUGUUUCUAUUUCUACAAGAGGGCUCGUGCUGAGUUGUGUUACUAUAAUGCAAUUCAUCAUCGGAUUGCAGCUGCAUAUGCAAGAGUUUCGAAGCCACCAGGGUCUCCUACCAUCAAGGAAACGCCUCUUCCCUCUCUGAGACUUACCUCCAGCUCUCGGCAUGAUCAUGUGAUCUCCACGCUCGCAGCUCUCCAGGUAUCAUUAUAUGGUUUUUCAUCACUUCGUAGCUUCAUAGUCGGACGACAAAUUCCCAUGUGCCGAACAUAGUCCCCAGUUCUCA
Pseudovirgaria hyperparasitica is the source of this 1309-nucleotide messenger RNA. Its product is annotated as pyridoxamine 5'-phosphate oxidase. Gene Ontology annotation, molecular function: pyridoxamine phosphate oxidase activity; FMN binding. Gene Ontology annotation, biological process: pyridoxine biosynthetic process. Lineage: Eukaryota; Fungi; Ascomycota; Dothideomycetes; Acrospermales; Acrospermaceae. The coding region runs from base 75 to 932 and encodes 285 amino acids. The transcript has a single exon. The record is from RefSeq and is a predicted model, not a curated record.